AAAUCCUCUUUCGUCACUCUGUUAAUAGUACUCCUCCUCCUAUAUUUCUCUCUCUAAAUUCCUUCUUUCUCAUGCAUGGAUAUUCAUCAUCAAAAUUCCAAAAAUUAGGGCUUCCGACUUUCGUCGAAAUUGGUAACCGAAGAUGUGAAUUUUGAUUUCUGACUUUCUGAUUUUUUUAAUUAUUAUUAUUUUUUUUUUGAGAAAAAAUCAAAGGAGGAAAAAAGUGUUCGUAUGAAGGGACCGUUAGAUCGGUCGAAGGUAGUGCUGCGGCACUUGCCGCCGACAAUUUCUGAGUCCGCGCUUGUUGAACAAGUUGAUUCCCGAUUUGCUGGUCGUUACAACUGGUUCUCUUUUCUACCUGCCAAGUCCAGCCAGAAGCAUCAAACUUAUUCAAGAGCCUAUAUUGACUUUAAGAGGCCAGAAGAUGUUAUCGAGUUUGCAGAGUUCUUUGAUGGACACGUUUUCGUAAAUGAGAAAGGCACUCAGUUCAAAGCUAUUGUUGAGUAUGCUCCAUCACAGCGUGUUCCAAAAAACUGGUCCAAGAAAGAUGGCCGCGAAGGGACCAUCUUGAAAGAUCCUGAUUAUCUGGAGUUCCUUGAAUUUAUCUCAAAGCCUGUUGAGAAUCUUCCAAGUGCAGAAAUACAGUUGGAAAGAAAGGAAGCUGAACGAGCUGGUUCUGCAAAGGAUGCUCCUAUAGUUACUCCUUUGAUGGAUUACAUACGUCAGAAAAGGGCUGCCAAGAGUGGAGUUCGGAAAUCUAUAUCUAAUGGGAGACCAACCAGAAGAACGAGUGGCACAUCCUCAGGAAGUCCUAGCUCAAGUUCAUCUAAACGGAGCUCUGAAAAAAGAAGGGCUUCCACUACCAUGUAUGUUCUGCGAGAUAGUUCUAAGGCUGGGAGUGACAAAGACAAAACGUAUAUUCUAGCUCCAAAACGUGAUGAUCAGCAGCGUGUUGAGAAGUCUGGUAUAUCUGCUCCUGGAUCUGUGGCUAAUGCAGUUGAAGAGGAAGCUGGCGGAGCUGCUGAAGUUGGGAAGAAGAAAAUCCUGCUGUUGAAGGGAAAGGAAAAAGAAAAUCCUAAUAACCAGCGUCGUGAGGCAAGUGGAAGGAUCAUUAGAAGUAUUCUACUCAAGGAUGCACAUCAAAAUCAGGCUCCAUCUGCAUCCCAACAAGAAAAACACAGCAAGGAUAAGGACCAAAAACCUCCUAGGCCACCAAGUGUGCAGUUGUUUCAGAGAGAAACUAAUGGAACUAAUGAAGAUAAGGUUCUUGGAACUGAUUUGCAUGUUGCUCACACUGAGAAGCAUGAAAAACGUACUAGGAUCAGGGAUAGGCCUGAUCGUGGUGUUUGGACUCCUCUUCGUCGUUCUGAUAGCUUACAAGCUAGUAAUGAAUCUUUAUCUUCAUCUGCCUCUCAAUCUUCCGAAGUGCCGGAUUUUGUUGAAGGAAGUCGAAGUGAAACCAAACAUGGUCUUGCAAAUGCUCGUGGUGGGGAGUUCAGACCCAUGGGAAGUGGGCGUAAUUCUCAUUCUUCUUUUGACAAUGGUACUUAUAAACAUGGUGGUCGUCGUGGUAUGAGGGACGAUGGAAUUUCAGUAGGAGAAGGAAAACCCUUAAGAAAGGGAGGUCCUUCUAGCUAUGGUGCCCAUGAGAAACAAGUGUGGGUCCAAAAGUCAAGUUCUGGUACUUAGUUUUGUCUCUAACGUGAAAUACUUGGUUUUUACCAUAUUAGGUGUGCAUGUCUAGUAGCUGGAGCUUUGUCUUUGCUAGACACAUCAUGUAUGAGCAAAGUUGACGGAGCAAAGAUGAAGAAGGAUUUGAAGACCUUAAUGGAAAUUUUGACUUACCAGGAUGAUAUAAAAACUGGUAUAUACUGCUAAAGUAGCCUUGAACUUACUAAAUCGAAGAUGGCUGGAGUAGGAGCAAGAAGGAAGAAAGUCGUGUCAGUGACACAUAUACACCACAAUUUUCAGCUGGGGUACCUUAUGAAGUCUUUUUGUCGAAGCUGUGGGUAUCCUUGUUCCUGUGAUCGGCUCAUUAUCAAAUAAUAUAGUUCUGUAGAUGGAAGAUUUCCUUUGUUGACUGUAAAUACAAAUGUGGAAUUGUGUGAAGUGCACCCAUUAAUCCCAUACAUAUGAAUGCUGAUAGCACUACGUUAGUUCUAGUCUCCGCUGGUUGGAGAUUGUCAAAGAAGGAAAGCUUGGAGUAUGCUGCUAUCUUUGUGGAGGUCUAUUAUAGUCGUCUAAGCAGGCGGUAUUGCCAAAGCAUUGAACUGGUGGAUUCAAAGUGAUAGUCACUUGUUUUUUUGUCUGGACAAAGGGAGGGGAGGGAGAGGGGUUGCUAGUGUAAGGUUUGUUGCUGAAAUGAAAGAGCAUCUUGUCUAACUGUCAAAAAAACCGAUACUUCAUUUAUGUGUGUACGGUUGCAGAUGUUCAUCUUUGUUGUAUUUCUCUGGGUUUUCUUU
Capsicum annuum is the source of this 2462-nucleotide messenger RNA. Its product is annotated as regulator of nonsense transcripts UPF3. Gene Ontology annotation, cellular component: nucleolus; cytoplasm. Lineage: Eukaryota; Viridiplantae; Streptophyta; Magnoliopsida; Solanales; Solanaceae. The record is from RefSeq and is a predicted model, not a curated record. Gene Ontology annotation, biological process: positive regulation of translation; nuclear-transcribed mRNA catabolic process, nonsense-mediated decay. Bases 232 to 1689 code for a protein of 485 amino acids. The transcript has 13 exons. Gene Ontology annotation, molecular function: mRNA binding.